CCCCGCCCCAGCAGAGCAGUAUAAAACCACCCGCGGUCAGCUGCCCGCUGCCUGCCCGUGACCAUGAAGCCUGUCCUCCUCGCCCUGUUAGCCGCUGGCUUGGCCCUGCGGCCAGGCACCGCCCUGCAGUGCUACUCCUGCGAGGCCGAGGUCAGCAACGAGGACUGCCUGCACGUGCAGAACUGCAGCCGCUCCGAGACGGAGUGCUGGACCGAACGCAUCCGUGCUGUCGGCCUCCUGACCGUCAUCAGCAAGGGCUGCAGCGCGCACUGCGAGGAGGGCUCGGAGAACUACUACGUGGGCAAGAGGAACGUCACGUGCUGCUCCACCGACCUGUGCAACGCCAGCGGGGCCCAUGCCCUGCAGCCCGCCGCCGCCGGCGCCCUGACGCUGCUCACCGCUCUUGGCGGGCUGCUGCUUGGGGGCCCCCGCCAGCUGUAGGACCCAGGAGGACCCCGCUGUGCCCCUUGCUCACACUCCUGGGCCUGCCUCAGGUCGGCGAUGCCCAGCUGCCCUUUCCAGCACUCCCUGGCUGCCAGCCCCCCUGCCCGGCCUUCUGGGCGCUGGUGAUGCGGGAACGCCCCGCAGACCCCUGGGCCCUGGGUGGCAGCUGUCUCCACUGUUCAGUACUCCAACCCACCCCUUAACCCUCGCUCAGGCACCUCUUCCUCCAGGAAGCCCUUCCUGCCCACCCUCUCCACCGUUGAGCUGCGCGGGCUCCCCCGCACCCGGCAUGGAGCACCUCUCAGGAGCGCCCCCAAAAGCCAGAGGUGAACCCCUCUGAGCAGAAUUGGGGCCACAGGGGUAUGAGGCCCUGGGAGCCCCAAGCGAUGAACAUGGGAGGGGAGACCAUUUUCUCAUGUCCGGGGGUCCCGGGGUAGCAGCCCCAUCACACAGCAGGUCCUCAAUAAAGGCCCACGAGCCUGGCUGCAGA
Phacochoerus africanus (Common warthog) is the source of this 934-nucleotide messenger RNA. It is a transcript of the gene PSCA, whose product is annotated as prostate stem cell antigen. The coding region runs from base 64 to 441 and encodes 125 amino acids. The transcript has 3 exons. The record is from RefSeq and is a predicted model, not a curated record. NCBI's taxonomy places the organism in Eukaryota, Metazoa, Chordata, Mammalia, Artiodactyla, Suidae.